CAGUCCGGUAAACCAGUCCAGACGUAUAAAGGUUUCUAUCUUGCAGUUGCUCGAAAAUCCAAUAAACCAUGUCCAACAACAACUUGAACGUCGCUUCUGAAGACCUCGACGUCCUUAUCGUAGGAGCUGGCUUUUCCGGUCUCUAUCAACUCCAGAUCUUUCGAAAACUAGGAUACAGCUUUAAAGUCUUCGACGUUGCUGCAGAUAUCGGCGGUACUUGGUACUGGAACCGUUAUCCAGGUGCCGAGUCGACACCCCGCUUUCAUCUACACGUUCUCCGCCGAAGAGCUCUGGAAAGAUUGGAACUGGACUGA
Molecule: messenger RNA, 314 nt
Organism: Marasmius oreades (fairy-ring Marasmius)
Lineage: Eukaryota; Fungi; Basidiomycota; Agaricomycetes; Agaricales; Marasmiaceae
Exons: 1
Coding region: 69-314 (81 amino acids)
Source: RefSeq, a predicted model, not a curated record